AGUGCAGCAACAUAACGCAUCCAGCAGUCAUGUCAUUGAAGUGGCUCUUGUUCGUUGCCCUUGUGGCACUGCUCAGCAUUGGAACUGGCACCCUGGCCAAGCCUCGAAGGACCACCCUCCAGGCCAGACCCGGUCCGGAGCAGCUGAGUCGUCUGCAGCGCCUGAAUGCCAGGUAUUAUGCCGUUCAGGAGGACGACGAGGAUGGCGAUGACAUACUGGAGCACGAAGAGGAUCUAGCCAACGAUGGGGAUGGCGAAGAGGAGGAGGAUGGGGACGAAACCAGGGACGGUGAAGAGGAGGAUGAAGACGAGGAGACCAAGGCUGAAGAGGAGAAGAAAAAAGUGGAUUCGAAAAAGCUGACCGCCAACUCUACUCCCACCAAGACAAAGACCGAAGUGGCGGAAGAGGAGGAGCCCAACGAUGAACUCCAGGAUCUCGAGGGUGCCGAGGACGAGGCCGAGGAGGAACUGGAACAGGAAAUCGAACUGCCCCGUGCUGAGGCACGUAAUCGCCGGCGAGGUGGCAGGCGGAACGGAAGGGGCGGACGCAAGGGGCGUGGCCGCAAGAACCGCAGGCGGGGAAAUCGCCGGUGCGGCGGCAAGGGAAAGCGCGGUCGUCGCGGCCAACGCAGACGCUCCCCGUCAAAGCGCAGCGGCAACAAGCGGCGAACGGGCUCGAAGAGCAGACGCCAGGGCCAGAAGAACAAAGCAGCCGCCAGCAAGCCGACUUCAGCGCCAUCCACAAAGGUGGCCUAAAGCGCCAAACACUCCCCGAAUCUGAAUGCAGCUUUGCAACUCAUUUAAACAGCAGCCAAACUAAUAAAAAAUAAACAAAACCAACAUA
Molecule: messenger RNA, 843 nt
Organism: Drosophila takahashii
Lineage: Eukaryota; Metazoa; Arthropoda; Insecta; Diptera; Drosophilidae
Product: protein nemuri
Source: RefSeq, a predicted model, not a curated record